Messenger RNA from Prorocentrum cordatum, 1602 nucleotides. The record is from the annotation of a GenBank genome assembly. NCBI's taxonomy places the organism in Eukaryota, Dinophyceae, Prorocentrales, Prorocentraceae.
AUGAUGACAGCUGCAUCCGCGGUGGCGGACAUUAACGAGUUUGAGCGGGUUUACGAGGUCAAUCAAACAGUGUGUCCACAGGAGGUACCAGAGGCGUGCGACGAGUGCCCGCAGGGCAAGUACAUCGUCCCGAAUCCUUGUGAGUGCGUAGACUGCAUUGGUGAAACGCGCAGGCGCCGCUCCACAGAGUGCACUUCCUGUGCGGCUCCCCUCGUGCCCUGCCAGAAUCCCGACGUGGACGAGUGUUGCGAUCCUUAUCUUCCAAGGAGUGACCCACCUCCAAAUGGCAGUAUUCCUGUUCAUGUCCCGUAUCAAACGUGCACUGAGUUCUCUCUGGGGGACACCAUCACCAUCACUGGCAGAUUAACAAGUGACCCGUCCACUACUGUCACGCACACGUCAGUCGUGAUUGGGAUUACCCAGAUUACUGGGGGAUACGAACUCGAUCUGCACGACCCGCUCCCAGGAGACUUUGAAUAUGAUGCGACAGUUCAGCAGACUUGCACUUCCACUGACGGGACUCAGGUGAGCGGCUCAUUCUCUCCCUCUGCGAGUGGUUGUUGCUGCGCAUGUGGCACUGAUUGUUGCGAGACAACUGAGGUGUGCACUCUGUACCCCAACGGCACCGGUGUAUGUUCCAAUGCUGGCCCGUACCCCGAAUUCUCGACUCCAGCCCCUACCGUCGGGGCCAAGGGCGACCCACACCUGGUUAACCUUCAAGGAGAGCACUUCGACAUCAACCACGAAGGUGCGUUCACGCUGCUCCGCUUCCCACAGGCCGCCGAGUUGCCAGCCGAGUUCGCCUUCAAGGCGGUAGUCCAGGCGGACGCGGGGAAGCCGUGCACCACGUACAUCACCCGCGCGGAGAUCUCGGGCGCCUGGCUCGGCGGUAAGUCCGUGGAGAUCCGCUGCUACCGCAAGUCCCACUCGAACGAUACGGACGCCUUCCUCGGCGCCCGUCUGCUCGACGGCAACGGUGAUUCCCCCUGGGUGACCAUCGAGGAAUUCGAGACGAAGGACCAUGUGCUGUCCGACUCGGAAUCGGACAUCGAGGUUUCGCUGGACAAGGCGACCUGGUUCCCCAAGAAGCGCUCAAAGGCGGGGCCGACCGCGGCUGGCAUGUUUACCCUCUCCCUGCGCAACAAGAAGAGCCCGACUGGCGCCAAGAUCACCUUGCGCCAGGACCUGCCCGAGCAGCAGCACCUCAACGUGGCGGUGCGGCAGUUGUCCCAACUUGGUCGUGUGGAUGUCGGCGGCCUACUCGGCUUCGAUGCGCACCCAGAGAGCCUCGAGCGCCCUUCUGCCGCGUGCGUCCAUCACAGAGCCACGGCGCGCUACCGCAUCGAGAGCCAGGACGACGCAGAUCAUGGCUACUACUUCCGGCCAGCGUGGAAGGACCGUUGGGACAAAGCUCGCGCAGGGGGGCGUUCGCGAGACAACGAGGCGGCCGCCAGCUUGGUGGGCAGAUUCAAUGGCGAGGGCGGCCUGGAUAAUAUGAUGUGCAAGUGCCCGAGCGAUCCGCACGGCGACGCCACUGGCAGCAUCGAAGGAGUACUCGUCGGGGAGGCGAGCUUCAUGUUCGCCAAGGCGUCUUGGGAGUAG